UCCGCGGGCAGCGAUGCGGAAGGGGCCGGGUCCGCCUCGGCCGGCUCCGGCGGCGGCCGCGGGCGGGAGGAAGAAGAGUAAUAGGAAAAUAAUGGCGAAAACGAAGAAAACAGAGCAAACGGUGCCGCGGCGCAGCCAUAGCAUAGCGGUGGCGGCAGCGGCUGCAGCAGCUGAGCGGGCAGCCGCCACGCAGGCGGCCGAGGAGGCGGCUCGCCGCGCCCGCCACCUGAAGGAGCUCUCCGGCGCGUCGGGCCCCGAGCGGGAGCUGGAGGAGCUGGUGUUCGGCGACAGCCUCUACGUGGAGGAGGAUGACUUGCUGCAGCGCCUCGCCGGCCCCCACAGGCUUAAUGCUCCAGAGGGGGAAACUCUCCAGGAAGACUCCAGUGAUUCAGAAGUAGAAAAUGAAGCAAAAGGUAAUUUACUGACGAAAAAGCCAGCCUGGGUGGAUGAAGAUGAUGAAGCAGAGGAAAAUGUUGAUAUGACCCAUAGAUAUAGGAAAGACUUCAUGAAAAGUGAUGCUGAGAAGACACUUACUAAGAAAAAGCUAAAAAGAAGGCUUGAAGAACAGUUUCAGCGAGCUAUGGGAGGAGUUCCUGCCUGGGCUGACUUGGAAAACAGGAAGAAAUCCAAAAAGACUGCAAGUGAUAGUGAGAGCGAUGAAGAUGAUGAUCUGCUACGCAGGACUGGCAAUUUUGUAACUAAUUCAGAGUCCCUGCCAAGAGGUAUUUUGAAGAUGGGGAUCUGCUUGCCUGCUAACCAGGAACGUUUUGCUAAUGGAAGACUGGCAACUGUGCAGUUUCAUCCAUCUGCCCAAGUAGUCAUGACUGCUGGCCAUGAUCGAUCUGUGUCGCUCUUUCAGGUUGAUGGUAUAAAGAAUCCAAAAAUACAGAGCAUCUACUUAGAGAGUUUUCCAAUUUAUAAGGCUUGCUUCAGUGUUGAUGGGGAACAUGUCAUAGCCACUGGUACUCACCACAGAAUGUUCUUUGUGUAUGACAUGAUGAGUGGAAAUAUCAUUCCUAUACAGAAAGUAAGAGGUGUGGAUGAAAGAUUCCUCAGAAGCUUUGAACUCUCUCCAGAUGGAUCAUUUAUGCUUGUAACUGGAACUUCAGGUUACCUUCACUUGUUGUCAAUGAAGACAAAGGAACUGAUUAGCACUAUGAAGGUAAACGGAAGAUGCACCGCAUCAGCUUUCACUCCAGACAGCAGUAAAAUAUAUAGCUAUUCAAAGGAAGGCGAAGUUUUCAUUUGGGAUGUGAGGAGCAGAAAGUGUCUACACAAAUUUGAAGAUGAAGGUUCUUUGGAAGGGAAGUGCAUCGCUGUUUCAAAAAAUAACCAGUAUGUGGCAUGUGGUUCAGCUUCUGGAGUUGUAAAUUUGUAUACUACCGAUGGCUGUCUCAAAGAACACCGUCCUAAACCAGUCAAAGCCAUAAUGAACCUCGUUACAUCUGCUACAUGUGUCACCUUCAAUCCCACCACGGAAAUCCUGGCAGUGGCUUCCCGUGAAACCGAUGAGGCUGUCAAACUGGUACACAUUCCUUCAUAUACUGUAUUUUCAAACUUCCCAGUGUUCAGAAGAAAACAGAUUUAUCUCGCUCAAUCUAUGGACUUUUCUCCCAGAAGUGGCUUUUUCUCUAUAGCAAAUAACAAAGGCAAAGCUUUGUUGUUUAGGUUGAAACAUUAUUCAGAUUUUUAAAAGAAGAUACAGGAGAAGAUGGAGCAGUAACUGAGGUAUUGUAACCUGCAGAUACAAGUAUGCUGGCAAAAUCAAACAAGUUCUUUUUUAUUUUAUAUGGAAGCUAAAAAAAGUACAAACAUAUUGUCUGUGUUUUUCAAUGUUUUUCCUUAAUAAAUGUACCUGAUAAGGUUUCAGGCAAGUUGUUUCAACUUCAUACUUUUUCCAAUCUUUUAUGUAAGCACGUAGACUUUAAUGGCUGGCAUUCAAGCUAAUGUCUUCAAGAAGCACUUAAAUAUCUUUAGUUAUUAUGAGCGUAUGAAGUAUUCCAGUACUGAAACAGAAAAUACUACUUUUGUGUAAACUCUAACCUCUGCUCCGUGCAUUCGGCUUGAGCUUUCAUUCAUUUGAGGCUGGGUUGGAAAAGCAUUUUGCUGGCUGGAGGAACAAAUUAAUAUGAAGCCCUGGUGGUGUAGUUCAGCUCAACUUACUGGGCCAGCUAUAGCCUAAAGACAGUCUAAACCAGUAUGUGAGCAAUACCACUAUCAGUUGUGCUUAAUGCCUCCUAAGAGUCACGAAGACAACAGUUUCUAAUGUGGUAUGCAUUCCUAAGGAAGACUCCAUUCUUAGCUUUCUGUGAAAGCAAAGCGUCCUGACUAUACAUCAUGCUUGAUUUUUAAAUGAGUUGUGAAAUUGUAACCAGUAGGGUCACCUAGCAAGGACUGCUUUACAGCCCUUGUUGCUGGGUCUUCAUCUGGUGCCAGAUAGAACACUUCUCAUCACUUUGUUCCCGAAGUGGCUACCUCUUUUCUUUUUUGAAUACAUGGACAAAAAGUUGACCAGGAAUCUGCUACAAUAAAAAUCCUGCUUUAAGAAUAAAUUGUGACUAAUAUGUCCGUCCACUUCACAUGAAGCUUUUUGGACAGUAACAUCCAAGAGCUGAGAUGCUGAAAGUGUUUUAUGCCUUCACUAGAGGGCAGCCCUUAACCACUUAUGUGGAGGCUUGACUGCUUCAUGACACUGAACAGUUUGUCCUGUGACAGCACUGUUGAGGGGUGAGGUUUUGGUUGUGGUUAUUGACACAAUUUGCCUUUUUAAAAUAAUCUCUGUAUUUCACCAUUAGGAAGGUUUCAGUAGUGUGACUUCAUCCAUAAAAUUGUUAAAUCAUUUUAAAUCAAAGUCUUCUAACAGGUUUUAAAAUAUAUUGUCUCUUACCAUAUCUCACUGAAGUAGUGGUGGAGUAUAUUUAUUACUGUUUAAUCCACUUGUCCUGAGCCUCUGCUGCUCUUUGCACAGUAUGUGCUUCUCCAGUUUACCCAAGAAAAAAAUAAUCCCAAAUCCAGUGAUUCAAAGCCAUAUAGGAAGUCACUGGCAGAAUUGGAAUUUGAAAUAAUGUGUUCCUGGGCUUGUUUAGUUAACAAACACAACUGUUUCUGGUGUUCUUUGCCCAUUGUCAGAGGUCUGGAUUGGAUGGAGCAGGAGAGUAAAUGGAAAAGAUGGUGCAUAUUCCUUGUGUCACUGCAAAUGAUUUCAAAUAGUGACAGGAAAGAAGGAGAGAUUAAACAAUUGUUUCUGCAAAUUUGUAUGCUGUAAGUUGCAAAUACAAAGCUCUGCACUGAGGUGUGGGGAGCACUGCAGAACAGCAAUGUUUAAGCUUUGUACUAAAUGCCUUGAUUCUUGCUGUUGCAUUUUUGUCUUCUGGAAGACAUAACUUAUGGCCCCAUCCAGUAUAAUAUCAGGAAGACUUUUGCCUUCAGAAGUAAAGGAAACCUCAGGGUGCCUGUUGUGUUUCUUAAUGGAUUUUAGGCAGUGGAACUUUCAUGUACUAAGCAGGUCUUAGGUUGGAUGAUAAGAAAUAAUCAUAUCAUCCAACCUAACCAACAGCAAGAAGUUGAAACUGUUACUAGAGUAUCCAGGGAUAUUAAUUUUCAAUAGGAUAAAUUGCUGGUAAGUAUACAUAUCGCUGUGCUUCAUGCUGAAAAACUCUGCUCUUCAUCAGUUUGCCAUGUGUUAAAGAGUACUUAAGCUUCUGACCUAUUUAAAAUCUCUUUGUAUUUAAUUCCUUUUUUCUAGCAUGGCUUUUUUCCUGGCACUGCUAAGCUGAGGUUCUUUUAAUGAAUUAUUUCUCAGCUUUUCCUCUCCUUCCAUUCUCCUUGGCAAAAUAAAUUUUAUUGAUGUAGCCCAUUAAAUAUUUAUCACGGCAGCCUUUCCCCUUCAGGCUGUGAUCUUGUCCGAUUUUGCAAGCUAAAUAAAAUUAGUCUGGUUAGUGCUUGGAAAGGAAACCUCCAAGA
Molecule: messenger RNA, 3963 nt
Organism: Strigops habroptila (Kakapo)
Lineage: Eukaryota; Metazoa; Chordata; Aves; Psittaciformes; Psittacidae
Gene: UTP18
Product: UTP18 small subunit processome component
Exons: 14
Coding region: 14-1693 (559 amino acids)
Biological process (GO): rRNA processing
Cellular component (GO): small-subunit processome; Pwp2p-containing subcomplex of 90S preribosome
Molecular function (GO): protein binding
Source: RefSeq, a predicted model, not a curated record